AUGUUUGCAUUAAUAACAUUUAUCAUUAUUUUUGCUACUCUCGCUUAUUACACACAUGUUAGAAAUAAAAUACCAAAAGGACUUGAAGGUAUUCCACUUAUUUCUACGUGGCCUAUAUUAUGGGCAUUUAUUCGACAAAAAUAUCAUGACGAAAUCGAAGAUACGAUUGCAAAAUCUUCAAAAGGUUAUGAUAUUUAUUUGAGCAACAUUUUUGGUCGAACAUCCGUAAAUAUCAAUAAUCCUUUGUACCUUAAGGAUUUCUUAAUAAAACUCGAGGAUGAUGAUCCUCCAAAACUAAAAUUGAAUUUCAGAGGAGCUUUGAUCGAGUUUUUCGGUGAUGGUUUAAUCUUUGCGAAUGGUGACAAAUGGCGAACUUUUAGAAGAUUAGCCACUCCUGCUUUCAAUAACGCCUUAUCCCCAGAUAUCGUUGGUGAAACUAUGUUUGAACUUUUUAAUUUCAUGCAACAUAACUUAAGUAGACCGAUUGAUGUAUUCGAAAUUAUGCAACGUACUACAAUCGAGUGCUUGAAUUCUGCCGAAACUCCUCAUAUCAUAAAUGUUUAUAAAUAUAUAAUUUCAAUCGUAGAAUCUUCUUAUCAAAUGAUAUUUCCAUGGUUGAUUAAAUUACCGACAGCUCAAAAUAGAAAAUUCUAUGAAGCUAAUAAAGAAUUUAAUGGGUUCAUUUCGGAUGUUAUUAAGGCAAGGAGAGAUGAAGUUGAAAAUCAGAAGGGUUCUAAUAAUGGCCGAAUUGACCUGCUAUCAAGUAUGCUGGAGCUUAGCAACCAGAAGGGAAUUCAUACUGAUUCAAAGCAAUUAAGAGAUGAGAUGGUGGGCUUUUUCGUUGCAGGCCAUGACACAACUACAAUGGCGCUAAGCAGUUCGCUAUAUUUUCUUGCAAAAUAUCCGGAAAUGCAAGAAAGAGCACGAGGUGAAGUAAUCAGUGUACUUGGAAAUGAACCAAUUAUUCCUACAACGGAACAAUUAAAGGAAAUGAAAAAUAUCAAUGCAGUUAUUAAAGAAUCCUUACGAAUUCAUCCGCCAGCCACAAAAAUAAUCCCUCGAAAACUAACAAAGCCAAUGAAAAUUGGUCCUUAUCUUAUACCAGCGAACAUAAUAUGUACAACAAAUAUUUGGCAAAUUAAUCAUGAUCCAAAAUAUUGGGAAAAUCCUGAACAAUACAAUCCUGAAAGAUUUUUAAAUAAUGAAAAGAUUCACCCAUUUUCUUGGAUUCCAUUUUCGACUGGUGUAAGAAAUUGUAUUGGUCAAAACUUUUCUUUGAUGGAGCAAAGAGUUAUCCUUUCAAUGCUUU
Messenger RNA from Funneliformis mosseae, 1309 nucleotides. The record is from the annotation of a GenBank genome assembly. NCBI's taxonomy places the organism in Eukaryota, Fungi, Glomeromycota, Glomeromycetes, Glomerales, Glomeraceae.